AAACCUUCGGCUCCUCGGGCAGGGUCGGAGCUGCAGGGGGCCAGGGAGGGGAGCAGAGAGAGAGAGAGAGGGAGGAAGGAAGAGUAGAGAGUCUGGAAGGCUGGCUGAGUCAGCUUGGCGAGCAGCCUCAGGGUCGCAGGCUCCUGUGGGAACCGCUGCUGCUUCCAGGCCGGCCAGAGCUCUUCUCACACCACCGCCUCUCACCCUCUCCCGGUCUCUGCACCUCCCUCAAGAAAGGUCCCUGGGCUCUGGCCGCGAUAUUCCCAGCUUGAAUCCGGUUACAGGCGGCGUGUCCACCACGCAGGAGCCCCGGGCUCCAGCAGGACACCCUCUCUGGGCCCGCUCUCCCCUCUCAGCCCUGCUGCUACCGCUUCUCCUCCACCUCCGCCCUCCCCAGCUCCAGCUCGGAGAGACGCCACCCAGCCGCGGCGGGUACUCGAGGCCCGGGGUCACGCACUGAAGAGGGGAGCUAGAUUGGGGGCCCUAGACCGGACCCAGAGCUCGGUAGGGGGCGUCCUGGGGCGGAGAGUGAAAGAGCAGGUGGUAUAUAAAGGUGUGGGAGUCGCCCACUCUGAAGCCCGCGCUUCUCCCCUGAGCCAUCCCCGCGCAGCCCCACUCGGGCCAGCGCCUGGCGAGCGAGCCCAUCUGUGGCAUCCGUCGUCGCCUCCUCCUUGCACCUCCUCGCCGACCCCUCCCUCCCGGGACCUGCAUCCCGCUCCGCCAAUCAGCGCCCGAUUGCCUCUUCCCACGUGAUCUCGGGCGGGCUAAGGACCUGCUGCUUCCCAAACGCCAGAGGGACGCGGGCGGCAGAGCGCGAGAGGCGGCUGCUCGGCUGUGGGGCGCUUUGACUCUCCUUCCACCCAACCUCCUUGGACUCCUCUCCUCUGCCCUCUGGACUCCGGUCUCCUCGUGAUCCCCUGGCUGCCCAGAGCCCCCUCCUUAUGGCAGCAGCCCCCCGAGCCUCCGGCGCAGCUUCUCAGCAGACGACCCUCUCGCUCCCGGGGCUGGGCCGGGUCGCUGGAUGUUUCUGAAACUCUGGAGACCAUGCGCGGGUUUGGCCGCUGCUUCCCUGUCGGGUGCCACUGCCACCGCCGCCGCCCGUGCUGCCGCCGUCCGCGGGAUGCUCAGUAGCCCGCUGCCCGGCCCCCGCGAUCGCGUGUUCUUCGGAAGCCGUUUGCUACUGCAGAGUUGCGCGAACUAGUCAUGGUGCUGUGGGAGUCCCCGCGGCAGUGCAGCAGCUGGACACUUUGCGAGGGCUUUUGCUGGCUGCUGCUGCUGCCGGUGAUGCUACUCAUCGUAGCCCGCCCGGUGAAGCUCGCGGCUUUCCCUACCUCCUUAAGUGACUGCCAAACGCCCACCGGCUGGAACUGCUCCGGUUAUGAUGACAGAGAAAAUGAUCUUUUCCUCUGUGACACCAACACCUGUAAAUUUGAUGGGGAAUGUUUAAGAAUUGGAGACACUGUGACUUGCGUCUGUCAGUUCAAGUGCAACAGUGACUAUGUGCCUGUGUGUGGCUCCAAUGGGGAGAGCUACCAGAAUGAGUGCUACUUGCGGCAGGCUGCCUGCAAACAGCAGAGCGAGAUACUUGUAGUGUCUGAAGGAUCAUGUGCCACAGAUGCAGGAUCAGGAUCUGGAGAUGGAGUUCAUGAAGGCUCAGGAGAAACCAGUCAAAAGGAGACUUCAACCUGUGAUAUUUGCCAGUUCGGUGCAGAAUGUGAUGAAGAUGCUGAGGAUGUCUGGUGUGUGUGCAAUAUCGACUGUUCUCAAACCAACUUCAAUCCCCUCUGUGCUUCUGAUGGGAAAUCUUAUGAUAAUGCAUGUCAGAUCAAAGAAGCAUCAUGUCAGAAACAGGAGAAAAUUGAGGUCAUGUCGUUGGGUCGAUGUCAAGAUAACACAACUACAACUACUAAAUCUGAAGAUGGGCAUUAUGCAAGAACGGAUUAUGCAGAGAAUGCUAACAAGUUAGAAGAAAGUGCAAGAGAACACCACAUACCUUGCCCAGAACAUUACAAUGGUUUCUGCAUGCAUGGGAAGUGUGAACAUUCUAUCAAUAUGCAGGAGCCAUCUUGCAGGUGUGAUGCUGGUUAUACUGGACAACACUGUGAAAAAAAGGACUACAGUGUACUGUACGUUGUUCCCGGCCCUGUACGAUUUCAGUAUGUCUUAAUCGCAGCUGUGAUUGGGACCAUUCAGAUUGCUGUCAUCUGUGUGGUGGUUCUCUGCAUCACAAGGACCAAACUUCAGGUAACAGCACUGGACUAAGAUUUGUAAACUUUCCAACCUUCUAGGAAAUGCCCCAGAAGCAACAGAAUUCACAGACAGAAGCAAAAUACAGGGCACUACAGUUCAGACAACACAACAAGAGCAUCCACGAGGUUAAUCUAAAGGGAGCAUGUUGCACAGUGGCCGGACUUCCGAGAGCUGGGACUACACAAUACAGUAUUAUAGACAAAAGAAUAAGACAAGAGAUCUACACAUGUUGCCUUGCAUUUGUGGUAAUCUACACCAAUGAAAACAUGUACUACAGCUAUAUUUGAUUAUGUAUGGAUAUAUUUGAAAUAGUAUACAUUGUCUUGAUGUUUUUUCUGUAAUGUAAAUAAACUAUUUAUAUCACACAAUAUAGUUUUUUCUUUCCCAUGUAUUUGUUAUAUAUAAUAAAUACUCAGUGAUGAGAAAAAA
Odobenus rosmarus divergens (Pacific walrus) is the source of this 2679-nucleotide messenger RNA. RefSeq names its product transmembrane protein with EGF-like and two follistatin-like domains 2 (gene TMEFF2). Bases 1204 to 2262 code for a protein of 352 amino acids. The transcript has 10 exons. Gene Ontology annotation, molecular function: protein binding. The record is from RefSeq and is a predicted model, not a curated record. Lineage: Eukaryota; Metazoa; Chordata; Mammalia; Carnivora; Odobenidae.